CACACUCAAAAUAACCAGCAACAACAGAAUACUAACACCAAGACAAAAAGCAAAGCAGCCAUGGCUUCCUCUUCCUUCUCCGCCACCGCCACCGCCACCAUUUCUUCUUCCCACCGUCACCAAUCCCUCCUCGUCACAAAACCCUUCACCCACAAUUCCUUGCUCUUCAAGCAACCCAACAAACUCACCACCACCCCAUCCCUCCGCCCUCUCAAACUCCGCGCCUCCUCCUCCUCCGUCGCUCCCCUCGACAAAACCGCCGCCGCCGCCCCGCCGCCGCUCCCGGACUUCGACUUCAACGCCUACAUGCUGACCAAGGCCGCCCUAGUCAACGCCGCCCUCGACCAAUCCAUCCCGCUCACCCGCCCCCUCAAAAUCCACGAGGCCAUGCGCUACUCCCUCCUCGCCGGCGGCAAGCGCGUCCGCCCCGUCCUCUGCCUGGCCGCCUGCGAGAUGGUCGGCGGCGACCAGUCCCUCGCCCUCCCCAUGGCCUGCGCCACCGAGAUGGUCCACACCAUGUCCCUCAUCCACGACGACCUCCCCUGCAUGGACGACGACGACCUCCGCCGCGGCCUCCCCACCAGCCACAAGAAGUACGGCGAGGACACCGCCAUCCUCGCCGGCGACGCCCUCCUCUCCCUCUCCUUCGAGCACGUCGCCGUCCGCACCCCGAGCACCGUCUCCCCGGACCGCGUGGUCCGGGCCAUCGCCGAGCUCGGGUCCGCCGUCGGGUCCGCCGGCCUCGUAGCCGGCCAGAUCGUCGACAUCGCCAGCGAGGGCGACGUGGACGUAACCCUCGAGGAUCUGGAGUACAUACACAUUCACAAGACGGCAAGGCUGCUGGAGGCGGCCGUGGUUUGCGGCGCGAUUCUCGGGGGCGCGGACGACGGGAGCGUGGAGAAGGUGAGGAGGUACGCGCUGCGCGUGGGGCUGCUGUUUCAGGUGGUGGAUGAUAUUUUGGACGUGACCAGGUCGUCGGAGGAGCUGGGGAAGACGGCGGGGAAGGAUCUGGCGAGUGAUAAGGCCACGUAUCCGAAGUUGUUGGGCCUGGAUGGGGCCCGGAGGUUUGCUGCGGAGCUGGUGGGCCAGGCCUGUGAGGAGCUGGCCGGGUUUGAUCCGGUUAAGGCCGCCCCGCUGUACCAUUUCGCUAAUUACAUUGCGACCAGGCAGAACUAAUUUUUUUAUUGAUUCCAGACUUUUGUUGUUUUCGUUUAAUUGUAUUAAUCUGUCGACUGGUCGAUACUCUGCCGGCCGGCCGGCCGGCCGGGGUUGAUCUAUCAUUGGUUAAGUACCGAUGAUAAUAAUUAGAUUUGUUUGUUUGUUGGUUGUAUACUCCGCCAUGGUUUUUUUGGCUGUUUUCAUAAUUAGAAGAGACAGGAGAUAUAUAAUGUACUAUUUCAUGACAAUAAUCUGGUCAUCACAACUUCAUUGAUGGAUUUCCUAAUAAUAUACUUAUCAAGAAAUGUAAUGUAAUCAAAACUUAAUCGUUGA
This is a messenger RNA of Linum trigynum, 1491 nucleotides long. NCBI's taxonomy places the organism in Eukaryota, Viridiplantae, Streptophyta, Magnoliopsida, Malpighiales, Linaceae. The record is from the annotation of a GenBank genome assembly.